UAAUACACCUCCGAGUUUUCCUCUCCUUCGUAAUUACAUCCAUCUAAUUUCUUUUCCAAACUAAUUAUUAAUUUCCUUCCCUUUUCCCUCUCUUGUUUUCUUUCCCAUAAUGGCCUCAGCCGAGCCGGAGUCUGCUAAGGAGGCGCCGCCUUCUACCGCUGCUCGUGGUGGAGUGAACUUGUUUCUAGUCGGAGUCGUGCUGAGAUUUGUAGUUUUCGCGGCGGCAGUGUCGAGUAUGGUGGUCAUGGUCACCAGUAAACAAACCGUCGUCAAUAAACUCCGGGGUGUCCCGCCGGGCAUCCCUGUCCAAGCCAAGUUCGACCAUUCCCCUGCUUUCAGUUAUUUCGUAGCCGCGUUAUCGUUGACGGCGUCUUACAGUCUGACUACCGGCCUCGCCUCUGUUUUGGUCAUCGCUAAACCGAAUUGCUCUACCAAGUGCUUGCUUCAUUACGCCAUUUUUGAUACGUUGAUAUUGGGGGUAGUAGCCUCAGCCACAGGAGCUGCAGGUGGAGUCGCAUACAUAGGCUUAAAAGGGAACAAACAUGUUCAAUGGGACAAAGUGUGCUACGCCUUCGAUAAAUUCUGCCGCCAUGUAGGCGGCGCUUUAGCUACCUCCCUUUUCGCCUCCGUUGUUAUGGUGUUCCUCAUUUGGAUAUCUAUUAUCUCUCUCCAUGCGCGGAUUCGCAAGUAGCAUGCAGCCUUGCAGCCUUCACGCCCUCCUCCUCUUUUUAGGCCCUUUGUUACCGCUCGUGUGUUGCUGCUUUAGGAUUUUACUUGUAAAUGUUUCGUGUUUGUUUUCUGGUUUCACCAAUUUCUAAAUAGGUUUGUUCCCUAAAGAAAGCUAAAUUUUAAGUUUUGAAUUUUAAAGUAAUUUGUUGUUCUUGUAGGGGAUGUAUUUGAAGUAGGAAUUUUAUGUAGUUUGUUUGUAUAUGGUGUUGUUGGGUAAUUAUCGUUAAUUAAAUUCAGUCGAUAUGUGAUUUGAA
Messenger RNA from Cucumis melo (muskmelon), 983 nucleotides. Its product is annotated as CASP-like protein 1D1. The coding region runs from base 110 to 691 and encodes 193 amino acids. The record is from RefSeq and is a predicted model, not a curated record. NCBI's taxonomy places the organism in Eukaryota, Viridiplantae, Streptophyta, Magnoliopsida, Cucurbitales, Cucurbitaceae. The transcript has 3 exons.